AUGAAUAAUUACAAAAACGACAGGAGGGAAGGGCCCAUAGAAGAACCGGAGUACCUCUUCUGGGAAACCGAGCUGUACCAUAAGUCGUUUUUCAAAGCAAAAAAGAAUAAAAAGUUCAUCUACUAUGACGGAGCAGGAGCGUGGAAGUAUCUGUUCUACCACUGGCUCAACAAGUGGGUCAAGUUUAUAUGCGCAGUGUACGCGGAGCCGUAUAUGUACCACCCGCUGCCAGUGUCAGACCAAAUACUCUACUGGCAACCAAUAUUCUCGAAGCACGUGAGCGACGGACUUAUCAAAAGAGAGGAGGCGCAAAUGUCAAAGCGAAAGUCGAGAAGAGCAAGAAGAACAAACAGAUCAAUACUGCUGAGAGCACUCUUCAGAACAAUCUGGAAGAGAGGACUGUUCCUAGUAAUAGGACUCAUCAUAGUUAACCUGUUGAGUAUGAGUAUCGCAAUCCUGGUCAAAAAACUGCUGCAAAUGAUAAACAACGAUAGAAACGGAUUUAUACUGACAUUCCUGCUCCUGGUGGCAAUCGUAGUAUGUCAGAUCAUAGACGGGCUCCUGGUGGAAAACAUCAACUUCUACCUGCUGAGACUAAACUGCAUAGUGCACUACCUCUUCUCAAUUAACAUAUUCGAGCACGGAAUGUGCCACAGAAGAAAGUUCGCAAACGACAUCAACGGCACGAACGCACUUAAGGUGUGUAACCAGGUGCUGCACAGCUGUGACCCGGAGUCGGAGUGCAUGAAGAACCCGCUCUUCUGCCAGGCGCUGCGCUACCAGAACAAGGACGUCAACUCGCAAAUGUACUCGUUCGCAAUCAUCGACUCGUACUACAUCGCACAGUCGCUGGAGUCGUUCAAGUACAUCAUAGAGUUCGUGACCAAUUUCGGCUACGGAAUAUUCCUGCUCUCAUUCCAAGUUAAAAUGGAGCUGUGGGUGCUGUACUCAGUGGGAGUAUUCUUCCUCUUCUCAAUGAUACUAAUCGAAAUCCUUAACGCAUACCUGUUCAACUUCAUACUGUACCUGCGCGACUACAAGAUCACGAAGUGCAACAACAUCACACUCUCACUCUCGCUGGUAAAAAAGAUGUUCUACGACGACAUCGCACUCAACAUCAUCACGCAGAGCAGGAACAAUGAGCUCUCGCUCUUCUUCAUAAGGAUGCUGCUGACGCUCUUCAACAUGACGCUCUACAACAUGUGCGUCAACAUAACCUUCUACAUGAUACAGAGGUACUUCGUCAAGUCGCUGAACGAGACCUCGGACAUCAUUAAAAUCGACACGGCAGGAUUCAUGGCGACCUUUUACAUAUUCCUGAGGAUCAUCGACUCGAUGUUCCUGAUACCAAUGUCGAUCAGAAUGUUUGGAAUGGGAUACGCCUCCUUUAAAAGAAUCAACAGGUACAUCAAGGACUGCUCGCCCAAUUUCUACAUCGCAGACAACAGGUUCACGGGCACGAAUAACCUGGACUCAGUGGUGAGUGACACAACGAGUGAGCUCCCGAAAGACGCAGUCGUGUACUACAAGGAGGCAACCUUCUCGUGGGUAAACUCGUGCAAGGACCUGGCAAGCAUGACAUACGAACAGUAUCUUAAAAAGGUCAACUUCGAGUUGAAAAGAGGCGAAAUCGCAAUAAUAACGGGAGUGCAAGGGUCAGGAAAGUCUAACUUCAUCAAGUCGAUCCUGGGUGAGAUGACGCUGGUCGGGGGAUCGAUGGCAGUUGUGCCUCUACACACAUCAAUGCCAAUAUUCUACGCAUCCCAAGAUAUUUGGCUACAGCACGGCACCAUAAGGUCAAACAUCACGUUCGGCUAUCGCUUCGACGAGCAGUUGUACAACACCGUUUUGAGUGCAGUGGAGCUGGACUACGACAUAUCGACCUGGGAAAAGGGAGACAGACGCGUGUUGUCGGACAACGCGCACUCCCUGAGUGGAGGUCAACGUGUAAGAAUGGAGUUGGCGCGAGCAGUGUACGCGUAUCUGGUAUUCCACAAAGUGAACACUGAGUAUAACAACAGUCAAUGUUCGUUCCUGAUGUGCCUGGACGCAUCGUUCAACAGCCUGGACCCCUACGUCUCGAAAAACAUAUUCAAUAACCUCUUUAACGUUAAAACAGGGCUCCUGAUGAAGGGGGACCUGUCAGUAGUCCUGACGUCCUCGUACCAGACACUGGUCACGACCUCGAAGCUGUCAGACCUGAAGCAGGUGCCAAGCAUCCCGAUCUAUAACAUCAAGAACAGGACGCUGAAGUUCUACGCAGACAUACACGACUUCGUCAAAAAAAACAGAGUUAACAUCAACGGAGAUAGCACUGAGGUGUCGCCGGUGAGCAACGGCGAGUACCUAAUGAACUACUUGACGAACGAUAUGAUUAACCGCUGUAACUCGGACUCGAUAACGAGGUCGGGAAGAGUAGAGCAGACAAUAUCGAAGUACAGCAGGUCAUUUAAAACGUACGUCAAAAACGAGCUUUCAGGAAUUAAGUUCAACCCGUACGUGGUGUACAUGAAGCCGGCACUUCCGACGUUCCUAAUAUACAUCCUGCUGAACAUCGCACUCAACAUCAUGAACAACCUGAAGUACGUAUUCGCAACAAACGUGUCAUACCACAUAACGAAGAACAUACAGAAGUACAAAAACGGAAUCUCAGUGGAUAUGUUUGAAAUCAGAACGUAUUCAAAGUACUCAUUGUACAUUGUCCUGACAGUGAUCAUCAUCACGAUCAUGUUCAGCCUCCUGUCAUCGGUGCUGUUCUCAGUAUCGUGCAUCAUAUCGUCACGUAAAAUACACGAGUACGUGGUCGAUUCAAUAUUUAAAAACAGCUCCUCAGUAAUUAAAAUCAAGAGGGACAUCAGCCAAAUAAUAACCUCUAUCUCAUGUGACAUGUACGUCGUGGACGAGGAGGUGGGAUACUACCUCUCGCUGUGCUACACGUACCUGAUACAGACGCUGAUACACAUCGUGACGCUCUUUUACCUGAUACCCAUCUCUAUACCAUUCGUUAUCAGCGCAAUGCUAUUCGUCUACUUCUGCGUCCUGAAAAGGUACAUCCAUUCCUCCAAAAACAUACACUUCGCGUAUCUGGAGACGUGCUUCCACCUCAACUCGGUGCUCGAGAAUGCGAUCACAGGGUCCUCGAUAUACAGGAGCUACGGAAGGAACUCGGACCUUUUGACGAGUUUCAUGGAACACAGGGAAUACAAGGCAAGGUGCAAGUUCGUGCUCUACUCGCUGGUGUCCUGGUCGUCGAUACUGUUCAACUGGAUCUUCUCGUACUCGACGCUUUUGAUACUCAUCCUGUUGAUCACGCUCGACAAGUUCACGAAGAUUAAGCUCAAGGUCGGCUACUUCUUGCUGGCGCUCUCGCUCUCGCUGAGCGUCGUGAAGUCAUUCGAGAAAUUCUCCUCGAUUUUCUCAAAGUUCGAGAUAGCCAUAUGCUCAGUCGAGAGGUUCCAGUACUUCAUACCGCCGGGCAUGGGCGUGGAGUUCGACAAGUUCCUCAACACCCACGAGGAGUACGUGGUCAAUCCGACGAACAAAGACGUCAAAAAGGUCUACGAAGGAGAGUUGAUAAAAAGAAGGGCAGCAGAGUUUGAAUCUGAUAACAAGAAGUUUUACGGCUUGAGGAAGCUCUUCUACCACCCGAAGUUGACGAUCCUAGACGUGGACGACUAUCUGACGCAUAAACAUGCCGGCGUUGAGCUGGAAGACGUGAGCGUGUACACGUCAUCCAUUCACAACCCAGAAGGAAUGAUAUUGAAAAAUAUUACGGUCUCAGCCCACAAAUCUGAAAUCAUUGGUAUGGUAGGUAGAACAGGCGCCGGUAAAACGACGCUGUUGUCAGUAUUACAGAACAUAGCCGAGAACAGAACGGGUCAAGUGUUGUUGGACGGGAAGGACCUGAAUGACAUCCCCAAGGUUGUCCUUCGACAGAUUAUAGGUGUCAUCCCCCAACUGCCCUUCGUCUUCAAGGGAUGGACCAUUCGUAGAUUCCUAGAUCCAAGAAAGCUCUUCAGCGACGAUGAGAUUAAAUACGCCCUCAGCAGCUGCGGCCUCCUCAAGUUUGUAAACGAGCUUCCAGGAGGGAAGAAGUUGGAUACAGUUUUGGUCCCAGAGGAGCCGGUGCUGUACUAUCUUAAGUCGAAAACGGUCCAAUUCAUACCGACGCGAUACGAUUACGACACGUCAAUCUACAAUGAAUUGGCAAAGCCGGCGUUCGACAGCGAUAUGCUGCUAUCAUACAAUCAGCUCAGAACACUGUCGUUGGCUAGACUAGUGCUAUACAGAGACCUCUUCAGAAUCAUUCUGGUCGAUGAGCCUCCAGAAAACUCGGACGAACAACAGUACCUGGACAACGACACUGAGACGAAUGGCGCCGGCGUGCCCAUAUACCAGCUGCUCAAGAUGUAUUUCCAGCACUGCACGACCUUCGUCACAGCGCACAACGCCAACGUCCUCAAGACCUGCACCUCGGUCUGGGUAAUACACGACGGUUGCCUGGUGAGGACAAUUAAAACGAGUGAUAUCGCAGCAGAUGAGUCUAUCGCAAGCAUAAUCGGGGAAAGCAUAACGCUCAACUGA
Molecule: messenger RNA, 4584 nt
Organism: Theileria orientalis strain Shintoku
Lineage: Eukaryota; Apicomplexa; Aconoidasida; Piroplasmida; Theileriidae
Exons: 1
Coding region: 1-4584 (1527 amino acids)
Biological process (GO): transmembrane transport
Cellular component (GO): membrane
Molecular function (GO): ATP hydrolysis activity; ABC-type transporter activity; ATP binding
Source: RefSeq, a predicted model, not a curated record